GCUCAUACACUUCCACUUAAAGAAAAUCACAAAAAAAAAAAAAAAAAAAGACAAAAAAGAAUAUGUUCAAUGUACAUACACUAUAGUAGUAUAUCUCAUAAAAGAUAGGAACUUUUAUUCAUGCACAAUUGCUCUUAUCUAUUUUUGUACUUCCACAAUGAAACCUUGUAGUAUUAGAAGUUCAUCUACAAAUCUUAAGACUCCAAUAUUUACUUGUAAGAACUCAAAAGUAGUGAAAUGGGCACCUAUGUUUCAGCUGUCUGGUUUUGAACUUCCAGUUUCUUUAUCCACUGUUCGUUGUACACAUUCUACUGUACAUGCUCAAUCACCUGUUAUUCAAUCGGAUUCUAACACAAGCGUUUUUCAUAUUCAUAAAGAAAAAGUAGAAGGGGUGGAGAAAAAUGUAGAAAAGGUUAUUUAUAGCUGUAGGUUUUUUGCUAUUCUUGCUGUGUGGGGUUCAUUGAUUGGAUCUUUUCUUUGUUUUAUCAAGGGAUGUUCAUGUGUGAUAGAAUCAUUCCAAGGGUACUUUGCAAGCCGAGCUAAGGUUAUUGUGUAUCUUGUUGAAGCUAUAGAUAUUUACCUGUUAGGAACAGUGAUGUUAGUCUUCGGGAUGGGCCUGUAUGAGCUCUUCAUCAGCAACCUUGACCAAGGAAAAUCAACGUCAGGGGAGACAACUCCAAAUAGAUCAAAUCUCUUCGGCAUGUUCACUCUAAAGGAACGACCGCGAUGGUUGGAAAUAAGUACUGUGAGCGGGCUGAAAACCAAAAUAGGACAUGUUAUCGUGAUGCUUCUUCUCAUCGGUUUGUUUGACAAGAGCAAGAGGGCUGUUAUAAAUUCACCAUUUGAUCUACUUUGCUUUGCAGCUUCUGUGCUUCUUUGCUCUGGCUGCCUCUAUCUGCUUUCAAGACUCACAGAUGAGAGCUAAGCAUUUUAUUUUAUAGAUAAUCUACAGUCUACAAUUCCGAAUGGAAUGCUGUGGUCCUAUGAAUAACUACAAGUUAUUGUACAUGUACAUAUUCCUAUGUAUAUUACACAAAUGCAAUGUAGUAUAAUAUGAACAUCGUUUGUGUGAAACUCGUGGUCGGACCUUUUCUCGAUCCCCGCACAUAGCGGGAGCUUUACUGUACCAACUACUCUUUUCUUUGUGUGAAACUUGGAGCUCUCUUUUAUUUUC
Messenger RNA from Capsicum annuum, 1174 nucleotides. RefSeq lists its product as uncharacterized. NCBI's taxonomy places the organism in Eukaryota, Viridiplantae, Streptophyta, Magnoliopsida, Solanales, Solanaceae. The record is from RefSeq and is a predicted model, not a curated record. The transcript has 5 exons. The coding region runs from base 158 to 925 and encodes 255 amino acids.